AUGGCGUCUCAUGGCGAGCCCGCAGUGCAGGCGGCCGACCUGCAGCGGCGUGGCACCGUCGGCGGCGCGGGCGUACGGACAAUCACGACAGCGGUGGGGCGCCUGCUGACUGACUACGCGGUGCAGCUGCGUGAAGACCUUGGAUCCACUGACGCCAGCGGCCACGUCUCCUUUAAGUCCGGUUGGGAGGUCGAGGAUGGUGACUUGGUCAAGGUAGAGGACGAAGGCAGCGGCUCUGCCGCGGACGGCGCCGUUGAGACACGCCAUAAAGUGAGCUCACGUCACGCAACCGAUGCGGAUGGGGAGGCGGCGCCGCUGACCGAGGCUGACGUGGCGGAGUGCCGCCGGCGCUUACAACGACUGCAGCGCGUCAAGCACCUUCUUGUUCAGUUUUCGGGACGUGCAGAUCGUCGUCGCGUGCACACGGAAGCUGUGAAGACGUCUUUCCUCACAUCAGGACGCACAGCAGAGGCUGAUGACGAGGCGGACGGCGCCUGCCGUGUGAGCUGUGAGGCGGUGCGCCAGAAUCCUGUACUCAUGCUCGCACUGCGUCGCUUCGAUCGCAUUGCACAGGGCUUCCAAGGUACAAGGGCGGCGGGGGCCGUGGCGCGGGUUCAGGGUGGUGAUAUACGCGAGGCAGGCACGGCCGCUUCAGCGUCGGAAGCAAAGAAGGUGAGCUGCAUUCAGCCGUUUCUGAAUCUCGUGCCUCUCGCCGAAGGUGCCCUGAGCGCUUUUAGCCGAAACGUGAACAUCGUGUUUCGUCGUCGCCCGACGGCCGGUGGCACUUCCGCUACCGGUAAGCGGCCACGCGACGAGGCCGGCGACUCUGCUGCAUCCCCCUCGGCGUCUACAGCGGUGACACCAGAUACGCACAACUACUGGGACCGGCUGGCCACGCAGCAGCGCAAACGUCGCUUCGCCCUUUACACUGCCCGCGCCGCGCUGCUGCCACGCGUGAACGCUGUGUGCGCGCCACUGUACGUCUCUCCUGCUGUCCAGGAGCUUGCGCAGCUCAACUCGGAGGCGGAGCGUCUCAUGUUGAAGCGGGCUUGGUGUGUGCACACCAAAGCGCACUUGCUGCGUGAGGUGCCGUGUGUGGCCCGCGAUGUUGCCGCGUACCGAGUCGCCUUGCGCGAGGCGCUGCAGAGCUUCACCGAGUCGCAGCAAGACGCCUUCCUUAGCGACGUUGUCUACGCCGAGUUUGUCUGCGCUGAGGGCGGCAUCGUGCGCGUGUGUGUGCAGCAUGCACUCUUCGUGGACCUCACCUAUGACGUGCGGCGCCGACAGUGGACGCUCGUGGCGCUCUACUGGAACAUCUUCACCACCGGCGCCGGGGCGUCGCUCUUGACCUCGCAGUCAGCAUUGGCGGUGCCUCUUGUACAGACCCCAUCCGCCCCACCGGCUGCGCCUACCACAGUUGGUCUAGCCCCCUUAAUAGCUCACAGCAGUGCUCACGGCACCGUCAACUCUGUUUUGCCAUUGCCUGAAGCACCCACGCCUUCGCCUUUUGCAAGAGUUGUGCCUCAGGAUCGUGAGGCACUGCAGAGCUUUCUGCGGCUGGCCUUUGCACAGGAGGGGCUGAGUGGUGGACUGCAGGCGGCUAACCGCUUGGUCUGCGCCGUCGUGAUGGACACCUUGGCCACCCAGCUUCAAUCCCUCCAGCAGUCGUUUUUCACGGACGGCGGGCUCGGUGGGCUCGUCGAGGUGGAGGUGCGGCCGGGCACGCAAAUUAGCAUUCACCUCUCCUUGUCAGCGCUCUUCGUGUCAUCAGCGCCCAUGGCGCAUGUAAAGAUGACAGUGACAGGCGGCACCGUGAUGUUCGAGUGUGUGCGGGGCACUGACCUCUCCACGCGACGGGUGACGCUGCCUCUCGGGACUUCGUCCCUGGUCGCCUCAGCCGCGGUCGGCGUAAAUACAGCAACUCGGAAGUCUUCGAUGGCCGUGGUGGAUAUGGAGGCCUUCUUGUGGCAGUGCGUGUGUGCCUCUGCUCCCUCCUAA
Molecule: messenger RNA, 1998 nt
Organism: Leishmania mexicana MHOM/GT/2001/U1103
Lineage: Eukaryota; Euglenozoa; Kinetoplastea; Trypanosomatida; Trypanosomatidae
Exons: 1
Coding region: 1-1998 (665 amino acids)
Source: RefSeq, a predicted model, not a curated record